Anolis carolinensis (green anole) is the source of this 5294-nucleotide messenger RNA. Its product is annotated as armadillo repeat-containing protein 12. The record is from RefSeq and is a predicted model, not a curated record. Gene Ontology annotation, cellular component: nucleus. The transcript is spliced from 6 exons. NCBI's taxonomy places the organism in Eukaryota, Metazoa, Chordata, Lepidosauria, Squamata, Anolidae. The coding region runs from base 53 to 1087 and encodes 344 amino acids.
GAAUCUUGGGUUCAAAUCCUAGGGUUUUUGCCAGGAUCUCUGAGAGGAGGACAUGAACUAUUUAGAGCUGAUAACGACAAAAAAUCUGGUGUCUGCAGCUGCUGGUGCUGGGGCUGCCUUCCUGAUAGCCAAAGCUAUCUUGGCAGGGAUCAACAGCCCUCCCUACAACCCAGAGCAACUACCAUUUGCCAAAUUGGCCAUAGCGCAUCAGAGUAAACAUGAGAUAGAAUCCAGAGAACUCAGGGGACAUUUGCUCUCUCUCAAUUCAAAGCUAGAUGACUACUCCAAGAAUAUGAUACUCCAUGGCAUCACUCGCUCUGUUUAUCUACUGGACACAGAGGCAUCUGCAUGUACUUAUGAUGAUAUCAAACUAGUGGCAUCAUUCCUGGAUGAUCCAGAUGUGGGCAUCAAGAUUCAGACUUUGCAUGCCCUCAAGGCCUUUGCAGGCAUCUGGAAGUUUAGAAUUAGAAUCCAGGAGUAUAUCCCAAAGGUUCUUGAAAUCAUUACCGAUAUAUGGGAUAGUGAUGUGCAUAUUGCUGGACUAAGAUUACUCAACGUGCUGCAAUUGCCGGAUCACAUGAAUGUGCUGCUAAGAAAACUUCUGCCAGCCCUGAUGGAGAUACUGCAGAUGGGAAACACCUUGUCUCAGGUGCAGGUUCUAAAAUUUCUUAGCAGUUUAGUCCAGAAGGAAAGCCUCCUAUUUGACAUCAUGAAUUGCCAGGUUCACCCUGAAUUCUUCAACCUAUUCCAAACAUCCCGGCCUGGAAACCUCCUGUUUGAGUUGCUGGUAUUUGUAGAACGACUUUGUGAGGGUCGCCUGACUUCACACUAUCAGUCAAUGCAUUGGGAAUACAAUGAAUUGUCUCUCCACGAGGUCCUGUUUGGAGUUGACUCCCGUCUAGCCGACUGUCUUCUCUCUCUUAUCAUUCAUCCUGAGGAGGAGGUACAGAUCCAGGCCUGCAGGGUCAUCCUGAAACUCCAGCUAAAUGAGGACGGCGAGAUCAUUGGCAUCCAUGGAACUGAUACCACCUACAGUACCCUCUCUGACUGCAAUUUUGAUCACCCUGCUUUUGAAGCUGAACAUUAAUGCUUUACAGAGUUUAAGAGACUUAAAUUAUUUAAAUUAAAAUUAUUGGGGGGGGGGGGUAAAUCAAAUAGACUGAGGAAGAAUAACUUGGGUUUGGUGAAGUAGACAAGUUCACAAAAGCUUAUGCUAGAAAUUUCUUGGGACUCCUUUUUUUUUCUUUUUAUGCUAAUACGGACUAACAUGGCUACUUGAGGAAAAAGUAGUGUGUGAUGUUACUGCUAGUCUUCAUAGGUGAAAAGGGUUUAUUACCAGUGCAUCAGUGGUUCAGCAUCUUAACUUCUAGAUUUUUUGACCUUCAAUUCUAGGAUUUCUGACCAUUUGCCAGAUUAAAGAGACCUUAUGUAGUCUAAAAUAUACAACAUCUGAAGGACUAAAGGUUGAGGAUAAUUAAUCUAAUUCUCAGUUAUGAUCUGUAGCAGAGGGAAAGGGCAGGUUUUCUGCAUCUAAAAGAUGGUCUGAAUAAUCCUAUAUCUCCCCCUGCCCCACAUCAACAUCAAUAGGACAUUUGCAUCAGCAAUGGGCAGAUUGAGACUCAUUGGGCACUUUUUCCUUUAAUUUACACCACAAGAUUGAGAAUCCAAAGCCAGAUUCAAAAGACAUACACACUGAAUUUUUAAAAAGGUGCCUGAGAACAUCCAGAGCCCAGGAAUUUGAUUUCAAUGUAAGAACUGAACUGAAUUCAAAAGUCUUUUCCCACAAUAUUCUGGUCCUGUGUAACCCAGCCUUCUUCACUGCAGCAGUGGGUGAUAGUUGUGGUUCAUAAUGAUUAAAUUAUUGUAGCUGAGAGUAAAAGAAAAUCUUGCUAAUUUACUACAAACACUGGCAGCUCCCAGUAGGUCCCAACCCACAUUUCCCCCCAUUGCCAACUUACACUGCUGCUGUAAUAAUGAAACAUACACAAUAUCCUGCAGUCAUCCAGCACAAAAGUUGUAGGCAAAUCACCAAUAUUCAUGGAAAUAUCAUCAAUGUCCAUUAUGCUUAGGCUGGAAUGGCAGCAGCACUGCUCUUCCCAUCAGGUAGCCACAGAAGGGGGAAGGCCAUUCACAAUAAGAAUGGACUCUUACUAUUUCAGGAAUGCUGUAGUUGUACUGGGAGGAGGUUGCCCUGACAGCCUUGUGGGCCCUUCUAACCGGAGGAUCUCCAUACUGUACAAUUUCAAGUGCAGGACAUGCAGCACAAUACAGCAUCUGAAUAAAUUCCCUUUGGCAGUGAUCUGCAUGGAGGCCUCUCAUGGACAACAAUUCAAAACCUACUGAGUAAGGGAAAGAGCCUGCUGACAUGGUCAGAAAAAGGAGGAACUAUGAGAUGAAACAAGACACUUUCAGGGGAUGGGCACAGCUGCUUUUUCCUAUACAUAAUUUCUAGGCAUAGAGCACAGGGUUGAAUCACGGGCAAUGCAAAUUCCAAUUACUGUAUACAAUGGAGAACAGUAGGAUUGAGAUCCCAUUCUGUUUGCAUGCCCAACUAUCAAGUCAUGUAAGAGGAAAAGAGGAGGUGGCCCAGCUCAAAGCCACUUUAUGUACUCCAUAGCACAUUCCUUAUUCAGCAAUAAUAUGGAACAUUCACAGAUCAUAGAGAAGUUAUCUUUUUGGCUAUAAUUCCCAGAAUUGCUAUCAUAUCCUUAUGCUAGCCAGAGAAAUCUGGGAGGCAUCAUUCAAAAAAUAAACACCAAAGUAAAUUCAAUUAUCUUAAUCCAAUCAUAUACAAUAGCACCACAAUGGUUCUUUAAAGAGACUUAGCUCACUGAAGGUUUAAAUUUCACAUGCAGAAAAUCUCAGCUUUAAUGUAACCUCCAAAUUUGAAAGAUGCUUGCGCCCUACAAGCACACCUUACACAGAGAGGUAUUUGCACAGUAGACUACUGUGCCCAAACACCAGUCUAAUGUAACCAAUAGGUCCUGCUUCAUUCUUCACUGGGUUUUUACAAACAUUUAAGAAGCCAAGAUCUUGCGGUGACUUGCAACUCAGGAUGCAUUUACUCUGCAGAAGUAAUGUAGUUUGAUGCUAUUUUAACUGUGAUGGCUCAAUGCUACGGAACUCUGGGAUUUGUAGUUUGAUGAGGCACUAGUACUCUUUGUCAGAAAUAGCUAAAGACCUUGUAAAUCUACAACUUCCAUGAUUCCAUAGAAUGCUAUGGAAUCACGGGAGACAUGACAGUUAAGGUGGUGUCAAACGGCAGUAUUCUGUAAUGUAGAUGCAUUCUCAGACAAAAGGCAACAUACACAGGGGCUGGGUGUUCUCAUUACUCCCAUUUCCCAUCUUAACCAAUCAUGGCAGCUCUAAAGCUUGUCUUCCCUGGGGCCACCUCUUUCUCUGACAAAACAUGACUGCUGGCACCACUGUUUUGUCUGAGAACUAGCACAGCAGGUCUCACUGUCCAUCCACAUUGCCUUGUAGAUGAACCCAUCCCCUGAAAGUCUUAUAAUCCCAUACUGCAGGAUCACAGUUCUUGACUCCCUGGAGCAACCAAGGUUUCUGCAGCCCUCCAAAUCAAAAUUUCAUCUUGAGAUCAGCUAAAGCAAGCCUGAAUUAGAGUUGGAGGAAGGCAGUCUUAUAUGCUAACUUCUAGCACAAACAAAAACAACACAUGCCCAAAAUGAAAGGAGAAGGUUGUCUUCCAUUGAGUUUAACAUGUGGUUUUGACAUAUACUGAAGUCGGCAACACAUUGUGCUGGUGUUGGGGACAGAACUUGAAAUAGUUAUUUUCAAUCCUUGCUUGUCACCUUGAUGUCUCCAUCCCAUGUUGGCUGCUGUACUGACAGUGUACCUAUGUUGGUAUGGAGCUGCAGCAAUAUACCUGUAAAGUUAUGCUAGUGUUUUCCCACUUGUUGAAGUGCAUCUGGGAUUCCACACUAAUUUUCAUCCUAUCCUUUGGAGCCCUGGUGGUAUAGUGGGUUAAAGCCUUGUGACUUGAAGGUUGGGUUGCUGACCUGAAGGCUGCCAGGUUCGAAUCCAAGUGCGGAUGAGCUCCCUUUAUCAGCUCCAGCUCCAUGUGGGGACAUGAGAGAAGCCUCCCACAAGGAUGGUAAAAAGAUCAAAACAUCCAGGCAUCCCAUGGGCAACGUCCUUGCAGACGGCCAAUUCUCUCACACCAGAAGCAGCUUGUAGUUUCUCAAGUCGCUCCUGACAUGAAAAAAAAAAUCCUAUCCUUUGAUUCCUAGUCAGGAGCAGAUCUAAGUUUCACCACUUAAGUUUUUUAGUCUUAUGUCUUCAGUGGCACAAAAUGUACAAACUUCUAAGUUUUCCUCAUUAAUUCUGAGAAAUCCCAUCUAUUUAUAUUUACCAAUCUUCAGAAUUUGGCUAAGUCAGAUUUAAAAAAGAGACAGAGACAGAGAGAGGCCAAGAUAGACUAAUUCCAGGAAAAGAGAUAUAGCCAACAUUUUGGGACUUAUGAAAAUUGACAAAUUAUCAUAUCAGGGUCUAGAUACUGAACAAGGAAAUAAUGCAUCUGCCCAAAUAAAGAUAAAUAAAAAUGAGAAAUUUUACAUUAGAACAUUUAUUUCUCAGAGAGAAAAUAUAGUUUCAGACAGUCAGAUUAUAGUAGGUAAAAUUAGCAUUUUUUCUUUACAAGCAUAGAAUUUAUUACCUCUUAUACCUUCUGAUAUAAACAGUUCUAGAAAGCAAAUAAACUCACUUUCUACAAUAAAUAGAGCCAUCUGUGCUUUACAGCAGACUGACAAGUCACGUUUAGGUCCCAUAGCAACAGCAGGAUUUUAGCCAAUUCAAAUCUCUAAAAUGUAUUUUUUUUAAAAAAAAACAAACACAAGUAAAAUGGACGUUCUUAAAACAGUUAUACAUAGGUUACGAGUCCACAGCCGAGCUACAACCUGGGGAAGUGUAUGUUGCUUUAAAUUAAUUACACUGUGUGCAUACAAAAGACCCAGCGACACAACUGAGGGCUUCCAAGAAUGGUAACAAUUGGCCUAAAUAAUUUAGAACAGUAUUUUACAAGUAUGUACACAAGUUCCUUCCAUAGCCACACUCUUUAUAAAGAUUCCCAUUCAUGCUCUUCAUGUUACAGAUAUUUUGUAUAAAGUGUGGUUUUAUAUCCUGAUAUAUCCCAAUAUAUAAGAUGUGGUCCUUUUUAAAAAAAAUAAAAAGGAUACCACAUAGAAAUGGCAGUGAUUUUCCCCAAUAUAAACAUUUUGUUCCACAAUCUCUUUAGUAUGAAAAAAUAAAAAUAAUUAAAAAUGAAUUGAAAAAAAAAA